AUGGCGAUGCAUGUGAAGUUCCCUUUCGGGAAAUUAGUGAGUGUUCUAGUGACGCACGUGGAGGCUUCGACGGGGGAUUUCUUCGUUCAAAUCAACGAUGAGGCGGGAAAGUUGGAUGCACUUAUGGUUGAAAUCGAACAAAAUGUUUUAUCGGGAAGAGCGAAACCACCCACAGCUUCCGAAAUCAUGUUAGGGCGUAUUUAUGUUGUACAGUAUCUAGAAGACAGUCGAUGGUACCGCGCUCGAGUGUUAGGUGUGAACGUGGCCGAACAGCAAUGCGAAGUCUUUUUCAUAGAUUACGGAAAUACUGAAUUUGUGUCUCUUAGUUGUAUCAGAAAUGCUGAAGAGAAGUUUUGCGAACUGCCACCACAAUGUUUUGAAUGUGAAUUGGAAGGUUUUGAUCGAUUUCGCGGCGAUCGUUUCGAUGAGAUGUUGACGCUGUUAAAUGACACCAUACUAGAACAAGAACUAUACUGCAAGGCUAUUCAUCUGAAGAAAAACUGCGUUCUAGUCGCUCAACUGUUUGUUGACGAUAAAGGCACCCAGUCUGUCUUAGAUUUGAUGCAAAAUGGUGGAGCUGGUACUACCGAGGAUGCCCUGAGCAAUGGAGAUGUCACAAUGGCUAGACAGCCAAGUUUCAAAAGAGAAGUGAAAUACAAGGUUGUCACUCUUCCACAAGAUUCCUUUCAUGACCUCAGUGUCACAUGGGUUGAGGAUCCGUCUCAUUUUUGGUGCCAGUUAUUGUCCAAUGCUGAAGCACUGGAGCAGUUAAUGGAGAGGAUUGCUGAUGUCUAUGCAAACCUUGAUCCGUCUAUGUUACCUCUUCAGUCAUGCACUGUAGGUUAUCCUUGCUGUGCAAAAUUCUACGAGGAUGAUGCUUGGUAUAGAGGAAUAAUUACUAACGUGAGUUCAAUUGUGACUGGGCAGAUAGAAGUCAGAUUUGUUGAUUACGGCAAUACCCAAAACACAGAGUUGUCAGAUGUUAGAGACUUGAAGGAUGAAUUUCUUAAGGAACCAUGCCAAGCUUUGUACUUUGCCAUUGCAGGAGUUGACCCUGCAAGUAAAGAUGGACUGUGGGCUGAUGAGGCCAAGGCACUAUUUGAGAAGCUAAUCAAUUAUAAACAUGUUGUGGGGCUCGUAACCAGCAUGGAGAGUGAUGGACGACAUAGAGUUAAACUCAUGGAUACAACUUCUGAUCUUGAUAUGGAGCUCAACCAGAUUCUUAUAGCUGCUAAUUAUGGUGUCAAGUCUGCUGACUCCACUACAUCUAGGACUAUCACUGCUCCCACUGCUCCCACAACUGCUUUCAAACCAUCCGAUCCAGCUUCAAAACCAGCUCCUCGGACUGUGUUUUCCAAAGAGAAGAUCCAGAUUGGUGUAGAAGAGAAGGUUUUAGUCACAAACAUCGUCACCCCUGGAAAGUUCUACUGCCAGCUGUUUAGGAAUGGACCCAGACUUGAGAACUUGAUGAUGGAGGUUGCCCGCCAUUAUACCAAACUUGGUGCAAAUGAGGAGCUGCUGUCAUCACCAUCCCCUGGCGAUCCAUGUUGUGCUCAAUUUUCUGAGGAUAACUGUUGGUAUCGUGCUGUCGUGAUAAGUACUGCUCCAAAAGGAAUCACUGUGCUGUAUAUUGAUUAUGGGAACUCUGAGACUGUACCUGCUAGCAGGAUCAAGAAGCUGAUUCCCAAAUUUUCUGAAUUGCCACAGCAGGGCAUAGAGUGUAGUUUGAACCGGAUCAAGCCCAAGUUUACAGGAGGAGCAGGAGAGAGUAAGUGGAAGUCUGGUGAUAGCCAAAAGUUCAUGGACUUGGCUUUAGAAAUGGAGGGCAAGAUGACAGUCAUCGCACAGGAUGGGAGUGGAAUAUGCAGAGUGGAACUUGUCGUGAGAAACAGAAGAGAGGAACAAAACAUCAGUGAACAGCUUCUGAUUGGAGGAAAUGCUGAGCUAGCAGAUGGAGCUCUUCCUGCUUCUGCAAACUUUAGCAACCUCAUGUCGCAAACCUUUCCGGAGCCUGAUCUGGAGGUUGGCCAGUUUGAAGAUGUGAUUGUUAGUUACAUAGACCAUCCUUGUGACUUUUGGUGUCAGCUACGAAAAACUGCUGAACAACUGGAUUCACUGAUGCACGAGAUUUCAGAGCUGUAUUCUUCUGGGGGACAAAGAAAUUCGAUCUCCAAUCCAGCAUGCGGUAAGUAAUGUAGUGUUAAAUUCUCUAAUCCCCCCAGGGUUCGUUCAGGUCAUGGAAAACCUUGAAAGUCAUUGAAUUUAAUUUUCAAUUCCUGUAGGACACGACAUGAUUCUAUUAGUGUGCGAUGGCCAAAAAACUUUAAUUACCGUCACUUAAGAAUCAAGAAUCAAGAAUCAGUGGUAAAUUUUUACCUCUGCGACCUGUAGACUGUUGCGUAUAAUUCGUUUUGUGAAAGAUCGGUAUUUACUUAUUUGUGUAAAACAUGCUUUUAAUAAAGUCACUUUUUUACCACUGCGCCACCUUGAAAACUACCUUUUUAUUAAAAACUUUUGAGAUAAUAGCUUUGCUUGUAACGCCUGCAGGUUUUUUUAACCGUUUCAAGCUCAAAUGAAUUGUAGACCCAUCGGCAACGCUUCCAAACGCACUGUCAUAUAACUUUUGGUUUCUUUUGGACAAACAGAUGUGCCAGUAAACUCUAAUGGAAGAAAACGUACAUUGGAUAUUUAGAAACCUAUCAGUACAUGGUGCUGCUUUUAACCCUUUAAGUCCCAAUAUCAACAUACAAAUUCUCCAAACUGAUCUCCAUACAUUUCCUUUAAGAAUUAGUUGAGAGAAUUUAAUGUAAGAUCAAGGCCUUUUCUCUUGGGUGAUCAUUUUAUUAAUUCUCAUGACUUAUCUCUUGACAGUGUAUGUAUAUUGUUAGGAGAAAAUUGAUCUUGGUCACUAUUGGGAUUUAAAGGGUUAAAGUUUAAGCCAGUAAGUUUGUGGACAUACCAAAAAGUGUAUCUUAAAGUGUGAAAAAGAGUAUGCAAAUACAGUGCUUGAGAAGUAGGUUUCAAAUAAUCACACAUGUUUUGACACUAAGCAAAUUUUUGAUGUGCUGUCACGCAAAAAAUUUUAUUCAGCAAAUGCAUUGUUGUCCUAUUUGUCCACUGUAAUUUGUUAAAUUCAAGACAACUUUCUUUCAUAAAUCAGUUAGUGACUGUAUAAAAGAGCUGUAAAGAACAAAUUAAGCUAACAUUAUUCUGUGACCAUACACUGAGUUCAUGAAUCUUAAAACCGAUGUUGUUGAUAUUUCGUUGGUGAAAGCUGGCGCUAUCGGUGAACGAUAACUACACACAUCAAAAGAUUCAGUUCUUCUCAGAUUGGUUUGUUCAUUCAAAAAAUCAAGAAACUAGAAGCAGGUUUCAUGUUUUUGCGAACGAAACCUCAGGAUCAAAAAUUUUAAUGUCAAUUGCUAUCAAAUCUGAAAACUCAGAAACUUCAAUUAAACAGUGUGCUAAUGACAAGCCCGUUUUCCUCAGUCUUCGAGGUAAAGCUAUGUGAAAUUUUUGGUUGGUUUCUCUCUAGAUGUGUGGUCAGUAAUUUAUGCCCUCAAGGAUUCUCGAAAUGAAUGAUUUUCCAGUAACUGGAGACUUAGUUAUGCGCACAGGAUUAUGGGAUCGCCAGGGGGCAAACAUUGCAAGUCGCUACAAAGAAAUGUAUGGCGUGGAGCUGUUUCUCCGUUUAAAAGCAGUGUCUUUGGACAGAGAAUGCCGCAUUUUGCCGUGAUUUUAUGAGAAGCGGAGGUGACUAAUGUUGGUGCGUUGAUUGUAAGUUUUUGUGGGAUCAAUGCGAUGAAAUCUAUCUAUGUUACUUUGUUUAUACCAAAGUAAAGGAGGAUUUUUUAUUUUUAUGGCCACGUCCUACGAUUGUUCAGCGUCAUAACCCGCAAAGAGCUGAUCGCAGCCAAGCGUAGUUGCACUCGUUGUAAAUAUCACCACACUAAAAACUAAAAAGCUUAAAUGAGCCAAUCCCCCUACAUGUAUACCUAAAUUUGCACUACAUAUUUUGAGACCUUUUCUUCAUGUAGAUCACUGUGUAAAUUCAGUAAACAUAAAUUUCACACUCAACCUCACGCAAGGAGUGUUUAUCGAUAGAAUUUAUCGCAUUAAUCACACAGAAACUUGAAAUUUCAACACACCAACGUUAGUCACCUCCGUUUCUCAUAAAAUCACGGCAAAGUGUGGCAUUCUAUGCCCAAAGACACUGCUUUUAAUGGAGAAACAACUCCAUGCCAUACAAUUCUUUGUAGCGACUCGCAAUGUUUGCCCCCUAGCGAUCCCAAAAUCCUGUGCGCAAAACAUGAGUAUCCGAUUGCUGGAAAAUCAUUCAUUGUGUAGCGCAUGACGAGAAUUGCGUAGCGGGCAAUGUGAUAACGUGGUAUCACAUUACCAGUAACGUACUUUUGAUUGUUACUGUAACCCCACAUUAGUAACGUCUGCGAAGCAGAAGGGAUUUCCUUACUCUGCAUUUCAAAUUUCCCUUCGACCUGAUUGGUGAUUGUUCGCUUUAAGUGCAAAUGGUUAUUGUUAUUUUUCUUGAGAAAUGAAUCAUUUCUCGAAAUCCUUUUGAGCAAUGAAUAUCAAAAAUGCCGGUUUCAUGAAACUCAAGGCUCGAUUUUUGCAACUUCAGACUUGAUUUAUUCGAGUUUUUAGUAGUCUUCCUCGCACCAGUUAAUUGUCUCAUCACGUAAUGGUGCUCAGCGUUGUGUGAUGAGACAAAAAUGGUUGAGAGGGGAACUAAGUUUUGAGAAAUGUAAAUCAAGUUUGGGGAUCUGGUUGCUGUCAGCUUAAGAUACAGACAGUAUCAAUAAGGUUAUCCUAGUUAACUAAUUAAAACUGGGUUUAGGUACCCUGGCUGCAGGGUUCCGUUCUUGAAAUACAAUAAAGUAAAAAAAAAAAAUUAACCUCAAGCACCCUGGGUAAGGUUGAGGAAAAGAAAUUAAAAAAACAAAAACAACAAAAAACAGAGAUUGACCCCCAACAUUGACAUUUAUACUAUGCUAUUUGUGCCCCUAUGAGUUGGAAAAAUAAUAAAUUUAGCUUAUCAAUCAUCCAAUUAGUGCACCACUUGUCACCUGCAAGAAGUUUUCAUGUUAAUAAAGUUAUUGAUUUUUUUUAAUGUGCUCCUAGAAAUGGGGCUCGAGCUCUUAAAUUUUUAUUUUAGGAGCCCAAAGGGCUCCUAGAAAAUUUUCUUAGGCAGCAGCCUUGCUUCCAUUGUGGGAGUGUGAAUUUUUUCUGGAAUAAACCAAUGGUAAAAAAAUACCAAGAUAAAAAUUUAAACAAACUCAAAAGAAAAUGAUAGGAUAAUAAACUUGUUCCUUUUUACUGUUAUUUUUGCUUGAUUAAUUAACUAAAGACUGCUAUCAGAAUUUCUCAAUAUUAAUUUUUGAUCCUGACCAGUGAUUCUCAAUAUUUACAGUCACUGACUCUCAAUACCUGGAGUUUUUGAUACAAUAAACAAGUCAGACCACAACCUGUCAUCUGUGACAUUAAUGGUUAAUAAAAAGUAAUGAUUUAUUCUUGUAUUCUAAGCAGAAGACAUCAUCUUGCAUUGAUUGGCUGGUUUUAAAACUUUGUUGUCUUUAGGUAUGUUGUGUUGUGCACAGUUCACAGAAGAUGACAAGUGGUACAGAGGGAAAAUUACAGGUGUUCAAAAAGGAGGCCAAGUAGAAGUCCACUUUGUUGAUUAUGGAAACUAUGAGUUGCUUCCAAUGUCACGUGUCAAAAGGCUACAGGCUGAGUAUUUACUCCUUCCACCCCAAGCAGUUAAGUGUGCUCUUUUGAAGAUUGAUCCCUUGAACAAAGAUUUGCUGUCAGAUGAUGUCAUGCAUAGAUUUGAGGAACUUACACUGGACAAAGAACUUGUAAUGAUGGCCGAUAAACAUGAUAAAAGCAGUGGUACCUAUGAGGUUGUUUUACUAGACACCACCGAGGGAAAGAAUUUAGAUGUUGCAAAAGAACUUCAAGCUCUCAUGGGCCCCUCCACAAACCAAGGAGCAGCCAGUAUUGUUGGUGUGGCAAUCCAGCCUGGUAUCACUGAACAAGUGUUUGUGUCCUCUGCUACCAGCCCUUCAAAGUUUUCUUGUCAGUUAAUGAAAACAUCUUCUUCUUUGGAUGAUUUAAUGAAUGAGAUGUUUGACUAUUAUGAACAGUUGGGUCCGCAACAGGAGCAAAUGCCUAAACCAUCAGUCGGUGAGUUCUGUGCUGCCAAGUUUACACUGGAUGAUGGUUGGUAUCGUGGUAAAGUGCUUAGUGUCCAAGGGGACAGCAUAUCAGUUCUGUACAUAGAUUAUGGAAACUCUGAAACUCUUUCACUAUCAAGACUGAAGGCCUUAAACUCAAAGUUUCACAGCCUUCCUAGCCAAGCUAUUGAUUGUGCAUUAUCUGGGAAUUUUGGGGACAUCAGUGACACUCAGUUCCAAGAGAUUGUUUCUGAGAAAGAGUUCACAGCCAAAGUUUUAUCUGUGGAAAGUGGGGUUGCCGCUGUAGAUCUGGUAUCAAAGGAAACAAGCCAGUCGGUUGCCAACAUGCUUGGCAGGGAAUCAAAGUCCUCAGCGUCUUCAGCUUGUACGAUUGCUUAUUCAGAUUGGAAGAUUGGAGACACCCUUGACAUUUAUGUCCCAUUCGUUGAAAGUGCACAGAAAUUCUUUUGCCAAGCUUCAAGUCAUUCAAGCAAGCUUGACGAUCUCAUGAACAAACUUGAGGAAUAUUAUAAAAGUAAUUCAGAAAACCUCACGACAAUCUCGAAUGGUUCUUGCUGCGUUGCAUUGUAUAGUGAUGGUGGAUGGUACAGAGCAAAAGUGGAGCAUGUUCAAGGUGGAGAGAUCAAGGUUAACUAUAUUGAUUAUGGAGACAGUGCCAUUGUUCCAAUUAGCAGCAUCAGAACUUUGAUGCCUGAGUUUUCUAAUUUGCCAGCACAAGCAGUGCAAUGUUGCUUAAAAGGUUUCUUAUUGAGAACAGGUCCUGAAAACUUCAAAGACCUUGUCCUUGAGCAAGAAUUUAAGGCACAAGUUGUAAGUGCAAAGAGUAGUGGUAUCUACGAAGUUGAUUUAAUACCACAAGAUGGUUCUGCAUCAAUCAGUCAAGUGUUGUCCAAGGAUUUUGAAACAGACUCUAUAUCAUCCUUGAGCGUUCCCAGUAUUCAGUGGAAGCUUGGUGACAAUGUAAAUGUUUUUGUGUCGUUUGUAGAAAGCACACAAAAGUUUUUCUGCCAGGUCUCUGAAUAUGCAAGUGGUCUUGAUGAUCUUAUGACUAAACUUGAGAAGCAUUAUGGUGCUAGUCAAGAAAAUGUUGCUUCAGUCACUGCUGGAAUGUUUUGUGUUGCCCAGUAUGAAGAUGGUGGAUGGUACCGGGCUCAAGUUUUGCAUGUUCAGGACAAAAGUGUCAACGUGUUUUACAUUGAUUAUGGUGACACUGCUACCCUUCCUUUGAGCAGUUUAAGAUCACUAAUACCUGAAUUCUCAUCCUUGCCUGCCCAAGCUGUAAAGUGCUGCUUGAAGGGACAUUCUACUAACCAAGGACCUGAAAACUUUAAGGAUCUUGUCACUGACCAAGAAUUUCAAGCACAAGUUGUUAGUGUAAAAGGGAAAGAUACUUAUGAAGUGGAUUUGGUUUCAAGUAACGAUUCCACUUUCUUAAGCAACAAGUUGUUGGAAGGAGCAGAAACUGCAGAAGUGUCAUCUUGCAGAAUUCCAAGCAUUCAGUGGAAGCAAGGCGAUCAAGUGGAAGUCUUUGUUCCAUUUGUGGAAAGUGCACAGAAGUUCUUUUGCCAAUCAUCUCAGUCGUCAAGUGACCUAGAUGAUCUUAUGAUCAGGCUUGAAGAGUAUUACACAACAAAUAAGGAAGCAGUAACAUCAAUCAGCACCGGUGCUUUCUGUGUUGCUCAAUAUGAAGAUGGUGGUUGGUACCGUGCACAGGUUACCGAUGUCCAAGGGCAGAGCAUCAGCGUCUUCUACAUUGAUUAUGGUGACAGUGCAACACUUCCUUUGAGUAGUAUUAGAUCAAUAAGGCCAGAAUUCUCAUCCUUACCUGCCCAAGCUGUAACGUGUUGUUUGAAGGGACAUUUUCCCACUGAAGGGCCACAAAACUUUAAAGAUCUUGUCAUUGAAAAAGAAUUUCAAGCGCACGUUGUUGGUGUGAAAGGGCAAGAUACUUAUGAAGUGGAUUUGGUUCCAAAAGAGGGUUCCACUUCCAUAAGUAACAAUAAUUUGUCUGGAGAAACAGAAACAGCUGAGAUGUCAUCUUGCAGUGUUCCUAGCAUUCAGUGGAAGCAAGGCGAUCAAGUGGAAGUGUUUGUUCCAUUUGUGGAAAGUGCACAGAAGUUCUUUUGCCAGUCAUCUCAAUCGUCAAGUGACCUAGAAAACCUUAUGACCAAGCUUGAAGAGUAUUACACAACAAAUCAGGAAGCUGCAACAUCAAUCAGCACCGGUGCUUUCUGUGUUGCUCAAUAUGAAGAUGGUGGCUGGUAUCGUGCUCAGGUCACCCAAGUCCAAGGGCAAAGCAUCAGUGUUUUCUACAUUGAUUAUGGCGACAGUGCAACACUUCCUUUGAGUGGUAUUAGAUCAAUAACGCCAGCAUUCUGUUCUUUGCCUGCACAAGCUGUUCACUGCUGCCUGAAUGGUACACCAGGAAAUUUAAAAGAUGUUAUUCUCGAACAAGAGUUUGUCCUUCAUGUGAUCAGCAACAAACAACCUGGAAUUUAUGAAGUGGAGUUGACAUCCAAGGAUGGUUCUGUCUUGUUUGGUGAUGCACCACCCGGUGAAAUUAAGACCGGUAUGUACAGGUAGUAGCUGAAUUUAAGGGUGCAUCCCAUAGGAAAUCUGGAUUUAGAUUUUGAAAUUUGAAUUUCAGAUUUGAAAUGGUUUUGAUGUUUUAUGGCAAAUCCAAAAUCCUGAUUUCAAUAUCUAAGGCCAGAUUUUCCAAUCAAAAGCACCCUCCUGAGUAUAGAGAGAAGUUGUUAUAUCUCAUUGCCAUGUUAGCAAAAUUUCUGGAUCUCAACAAAUAAUUUUCCGGCAAAUAUGGAAAAAAAAAAUUGACAGGUACGACCUUUGGUCCUCUGCUUGCUUGUUUUUUUUUUAGUCAGGAACAAAACAGUAGCCCAUAGUUUUCUUACAUGGCUCAGCGUGCAAAGAAAGUAGUGUCCGAUAGCCCGGGACUAGUGGAUUUUGCUGUUGGGCUAGUGAAUUCUGUUAUUAACUCUUCCGACAGGCAAGUGGAGUUUUUUGAGAAAUUCAAAUUACAGAAGAACUGCUAAAUCAAGAUCUGCUCAUCAAAACAUUUUUGGGGCUAGUUGAAAUUAUGUUUGGGCUAGUAAAUGUUAGCUUCAGCAAAUGACUUUCUUUGCACUCUGAUGGCUUGAUAAGGCGAAUAGCCAUCUCUGUCAAGAAAGAUUGCUGAGAUCCAGAAAUUUUGCUACCAGGUUAACAUGACAUGACACUUCUCCUCUCUAUUAGAUAUUAAUUUUUUGUGAGUAACUGGAUGCCUCUUGUCUUACCGCCAUCUAUGUAUUAACUGUAGGUGGUUAUUUAAGGGAGGCAGAAGAAAUGGAUGCCUUUUAGCCCACCAGGGUUGUCCUUGAUAUGUGAACAAACCUGGGAAAUGGAAUCCAACAUCUCAUUCCAAUGUCUCAUUUUAUUGACGUCAAGCUAGUAUACAAUACAUGUAUUAUUAUAGCUAGAAAUAACGUAAGGGUAGAUAGUAUGGUUAUUGCAGAUACUGAUAGAAGGGUUCUGAGGAUACAUUUUAGAAUUGCAAGGGUUUUGGAAAAGAAAGCAAAGUAGUAUUGGAGUAGACCUCUGUUAAAUUCAUACAUGUACAACAAAGUUGACCUAGGAUUAUAAUGUGAGCAACUAAAUCAAUCAGAUAAGUUUUUCUUGGUUUUCAAAGCAAAUGCCUUCAAGUCAAUUAAAAUUAUGAAUGAAACUAUAUAUGGCAUUACUAUUUGAAUAACCAUACACUGUUUCAUGUUGCAUUUUUAAACAUUUCUCAGCUGUUACCUGACAUGUUCAAGGUUACAGUAGGUACUUGCUUAUAUUCGCCAUACAGAGAUAACUUCAUGUGAUUGGAACUGCAUAACAUACAGUGCGCAACACAACAUUUUUCACAUUCUUAUCAAUCUUAGGGGAAGUCUUAGAAGGGUUCACAGCCCCUGCGUACUAGAUUUUGACCAACCUGAUUUUGAUCAUGGCUCCUUGCUCGCCAACAAUAAAAUUAGAGUGGUUUUCUCUCCUAAUAUCUUUGUGUCAAAUCUUAAUUGACUCAAACAUCAGUUGCAUUGAUCGGCAGUGCUUAAAAAAUGCAAAAAAACAUGUAAAGUUGACUCGAAAAUUCCAUGGAAAAUCUUUAUCCAACCACUAACCACUACCCACCUGCACUUCCUUUUAACCAAUCUUACUGUCCUCCAAGUUUGCCCAGGACAUUUUCCCAACUAAAUGAAGACCAAAUUCCCAGGAGAGAAAGCGAAUUGUAAGGAGAAGGUAUCUCCAAAUCCUGGAUCAAAAAUCCUCCAGUGUCAUGGUUGCAACAAGUCGAUGCUUCUCAAAAACUAGCCUUCUGCACAUGUUCAAACUUUAGAAGUUGAUAUUUAGCAUCAUGAGCAGAAUGCAACAUAUUGCUUGAGUUGCAAACUGUGCUUUUGAUUCUUUUCAGCAAGAUAGUGACCACAAAUGACUUGACUAAGUUCAAAAGAUCUUUUUUGGCAAAUGUUCAAGGGGCAAAUGGGUUAACUAACUGACUACUUCUUCUCUUUUCAAGAUACAUCCUUACUAGAUGAGAUUACAGAAGGUUCAUCCAUCCAGUUCUGCCCUACUGCAUGUGUUAGCCCACACCUAUUUCACUGCCAGAUUGCAACAGCUGAUCACAAAGAGAGGUUGGAACAGCUGAUGAACCAGUUACAGGACUGUUAUGAAGUACUUGGAGUGCAGGAACAGGGAAUCAGCAACCCCACUGUUGGAUUGAAUUGUGCUGCAGUUUUCGCAGGUCAGAUGUGAAAAACAUGGUUUUGCAUCAUUUUUGUUUACAGGUUCUGUGUAGCACUGUGUACUUCUUAAUACACUCUUGAUAAAUUUGGCACCAAUUAGACCAAUAAUAUUGUGGAUGCAAACUCAGGUAGAAAGGGCUUGAUACCAAAUGUCACAAUGGAUUUUUAAAACUUUGCAUUUCCAUUAAUUACAGCAAUAGUAAGGUAGUUUUUUGUCCUGUUUGCACAUGUCUGUUUCAGGUCUACUUAAUUAGAGUGCAAUCCAGUGAUGAAAGAAAGGACUCCCUCUUCUGAGUUAUUGUGAGGAUAUGUCCAGAACCGGAAUCGAUAUAGAGAUUCUGAGGAGGCACUCUAGAGUAAGAUAAUUGGCUGUUUCACCAGGGGUACAUUGCAGCCCUUUUUCUCCCAUUAUAAACAUUAUUAUUGGCAACAGGAGUUUUCAUUUAGCCAAGUAGACACCACUGUUAAGUAGACACCAACAAGUUAAUAUGGGUGUUACUGCAGGUGGGCUUGAUGACCAUGGCAUUCUCUUUCAAUUUCCAGCUGAUGGUUUGUGGUAUAGAGGAACCAUCGUUGAAGUGGUGGACCAGCAGAAGGUGAAGGUGUCUUUUUCAGACUUUGGUAACAUUGACACAGUGCCACUGAGCAAAUUGAAGACCAUCAGCGCAGACUUGUUACAGCUGCCUCCUCAGGUGAUCCAGUGUGGCAUUUUCUCCAUCAGUCCUGUUGGUGGUGCUGAGUGGUCUGAUGAUUCCAUUGAAAGGUUCUGCAACCUCACCAUGCACAAAAGGUUACUUGGCAAAGUUAUCAAAAAAGGUAGUGUUCCCUAUUUGUCAUAUGUUAACCCCUCUGGUCAAAUUAAUCUGUGUUCCUUCCCAGUUACAUCCUAUUGAUUCCAGCCUUGAGAUUUAAAUGUAAGUUUUCUAUUAAAUUGUUAAGCUGUCAAGACCCAUUUGUAGAAAUUACCUGCCAGUUCUCUUUUUGAGUCAUCGAGACUUCUUUUAGAAACAAAAGAUGGAAAUUAGUGGUGAUAACAUUUUUUUGUUUGGCCUCAUCAUAGCUAGUUUUGUUUCUGUUUUCAUGCCAAAACAAAGAUGUUUCGACACAAAAAACAUACAUUCGUGGGUUCACAGUUAUUGAUGUUUUCCCUUUUAUAUUUCUAAAACAGAAAGUGGCAACCUGGAAAUUGAGCUUUUUGAUACCUCUGAUUCUUCUGAAGACAUCAACAUUGGUGAGCUGUUAGUGAAGGAAGGGUUAGCCAAACAAUCAUCAUCAGCAAUGAAAUCCCUGUCUGAUCUUGAAAAACCACGUGUUUCAAAAAAUGAGAAAGUUUACAUCACAGCUGUAGAAUCACCAGAGAGUUUUUAUUGUCAAAUAAGUGGUUCUGAAGAAAAGCUUACUUCUCUGAUGGGUAAGAUCUCUGCCAUUUACGAUUCUAUGCCUGCUGAUAAGUUGAAGAUGAGCACUAUCUCUGUGGGAGAUGUUUGUUGUGCACAGUUUUCGGAGGACAACCAGUGGUACCGUGCUGUUGUGGAGGAUGUCAAUGCUAGUGAAUUGACUGUGAGAUUCAUAGAUUAUGGCAAUUUGGAAACACUGAAUAUUGAUAGGACAAAAGUGCUAAAUGAUGACUUCUUUGGUGAUCCUCCCUUGGCAAUCAAGUGUUGUCUUCAUAACCUACAACCACCUGCUGGUCAGACCUGGGCUGAUGAAGCAGGCACAUUUCUUGAGGGGUUGGUCUCUGAGAAGGAGCUGGAUGCCCAAUUCUUGUCGUUUACUGAGCCGUUCAAGAUUCAACUGAGAGAUGGCACUACUGAUGUUCAAGAGGAACUGUUCAAAGCAGGUUUAGCUGGGAUAAAAUCCACUGUUCCGGGCACAACACCAGCUGCUGAGUACAUCAAGCCCGUUUUGAAAAGUGGUGAAACUUGUGGUGUAUGUAUCAGUCAUAUCUCUUCCCCUGGAGAGUUUUACUGCCAACUGGUCAACUUAAAAGAACAACUCGAUGGAAGUAAGUGCUAGUUAAAGUUUGGUUUCUAUAUCUUCUUCCUGAAGGCAUUUCUUGCUCAAGCUUUUUGUCGCAAAAAAUUUUGUGAAGAGAACAAAGCAGUGUGAGCAUAGUUUUUUGUAAAAACAAGAAUGAAUUUGUUCAACUGAUCGGUUAUUUUCUUACCCUGUUGUUACUUGUCCUUAUUGUUGUAGUGAUGAAUGACCUGAACAGCCAUUACAGCCAGCUCUCCGAGACAGAAAGCUCUAUCGAUUCACCAGUGGUGGGACAGUCAUGUGUAGCAUUGUAUGAAGGGAUGUGGUACAGAGCUAAUAUUCUUAGCUUCUCUGAAAAUGACUUUACAGUGCAUUAUGUGGAUUAUGGAAAUGAAGAAACUUUGGAACAUUCUGCAGUUAAACAGAUUUCACCAUUGUUUCUCAAGACAACUCAAGUUGCUGUCAAGUGCUCUUUGGAUCCUAACAGAGGACAGUGGUCGGAGAAAGCAACAGCCCUCUUUGAAGACUUAACAGGAGAGGAUGAGCUGGUUAUAAAGAUUAUUGGUCAGAAAGGUGACACAUACCAGGUCAAAGUGUUCAGUAAGGAUGAGCAUUGUGUGAGCGAAGAAGUGUACAACACCUUUUCGGGAGAAGGUAUGUUUCUGAUCGACAUCUUUUUUUUACCAUGCUUCACAUAGAAGUAAUGAAAAUCUUGAAAGCUGUUGUUGAAUUCCACAUUCCUAAGACUAAUUUCUAUUUAACCUAAUCAUCCCAGGAAAUUGUGCUGAAAAAUGCGUGUUGAAGCUAGUCGAGCAGUUUUCUGGUUACUGUGUGGCUAUAAAAUUUAAAACUUACCUAAAAGCCGUUUACUGGUAAUUUUCUUCAUGGCCUUCUGUUCCAGGUGCAAAAUAUCAGCUUUCAAAGUCUGGGCAGGUGCAGAAAGCAAAAUGUCAAGGUUUUAGGUUUAAAAGUUCAAGUCACGAGUUUUACCUUUCACUUUCCUUGUUCCCCUUUCCUUUCAGUAUUCUCCCCCCAGAAUUUUUUCUGGUUUGUUUGUUUGCCUUUGUCUAGUAGUCUUCAUUUUGGUGAGAAUAGAUUUUGGGAAACCUUUUAGGAUUGCGAGAUUGGAUGGAAGGAAGUGCAGGCUGGUAGGGGAACAACAUUUUCAUAAGAAUUUUUUGGCCAACUUAACAUGGUUUUGUCUUUUUCUCUGACCCUUGCUUAUUUUGAUAUGGUUUGAAAGAUCUCAUCCCCUGAACAAGUUAGGUAACAAAGUUGUCCUUGACUGUGAAAGCUGAUAACGUCAAAUUGCGUACAAGGAUUGUAGUUCUGUAUGGGCAGUUACGGGCAGCUCAGAGGCAAAUGGAAGUAUAUUUGAUAAAUUAUAUACUUUCCAGAGUGUUUCUCUCCUAUAUACUGUUGUAUCAGGCAUCGAAUAUGAAAAAUAUUGCUUGUACAAUGCACCAUUAUGGUAAUUAUUUUUCUGGUGUAAUAUUGCAGUGUUCCAGUAAAUUAAUUGAAGUUAAUCCACAGUUAAAUGAUGAAACAUUUUCAUUUUAUGUUACAUUUGUCCCAACGUACUAAGUGCGAAUAAAGAAGCAAACAUUGUUUGACUGAAUACUACAUGGUGUGAGCCCACAUAAAGGGUUUUGUAUAUUACAGCAAAAAAAUAAUUCUAUGUACUCUUUCUAUGAUUGCUUAUUUUUUUCCUUUUUGAGCUUACUUUGUUACCAAAGCUGGCCAAUUGAUCAAAUAUUUCUGUUUGGCCCAAAAUGCUGCGUGAAAUGGUUUGAUCUAAAUCAUACAUGGAAAGCCAUUCAAAUGCCAUGUUAACAGAUAUGGCUAAACCAUUAAAUGUUUUUCUGAGUCUGUGUUGGACUAAAAUGUUUCUUCAUUUAGCUGGUGCUUAAACAUUGGCAUUAAAAAUCUGCUUGUUUGCGACUAGCAAUUUUCAUUGGCUUGUGACUGAGGAGCAGCUUCCACUGUAGCUGUUUAUCUAACCCUUGUUAAUGUGUUAGAAUAAUGUAAUGUAAUGUAAUGUAAUGUAACGUAAUUUAACCCUUGGAAAGUUAAAAUUGAAAUAACUUGAGCUAUCCUGGGUUUCCUGUUGUGUCAUUGUUAUUUUGAGAUAUUUUGUACAGCAGCUUUGUUACUUGCUUUUGGUACAAAAAUAGUUGUCAGUGUGUGUAACUUCUUCGGAUGUUGUUCAUAAUUCACCAUUUUUUAUUCCUUGCCCUUGACUUCAGUUUUUUGUUUCUCUUCUUUUUUUAUGUCGUGCUUAAGAAAGCAAAGAAAUUUCUUAAAUACAUGUACAUGAACCAUUGCUGUGUUCUGUGUUGUUGUAUGCUGACUCCUGAAGGUCUGCUCAAGGAACAAUAAUUGUGUGAUGCUCUAAAGCUCUAACCAGUGAGAUGCAGGGUGCCCUUCAUAAUUGCUUCCUAAUUUAUUUUUUUAUGGGAAUAAAAGUCGAGAAUGGCAGCCAUUUUCUCUGUAGCACAAUAUACCUUGUUGUCACGUGAGCUGGUUUCCUCAUUUUCACAUUGCCAGCAUGUCACUCUACACAUGUUCUCCAUUGCCUUCAAACCAUGUGAAGUUACACGUGUUUUCCAUAGCUUCAAAACUGUGAGAUACACCUCACAUGCUUUCAGUUUCCCCAAGUCAUGUGAUACACUUUAUUAAAAUGCGAUUUCCAAUUGCUUUAUAAGUGAAGUGGAAUUAACCUAAGAUUUUCUUUCCACCCAAGACAUAACUGAACCACUAGGGGGCACUGGUGCUGUUGCAGCGCACCCUUGCUUGGCAUACAUUGCAUUGAUAGUUAUUACUUUCUGUAGUCAUGUUCUCUUUAGCAUUAAUUUGCAUUUGAGCGGUGUGAUAUCAUUGAGAAUGUCAUAACUUCACUCUUUGGCAAAUAAUUAAAAUCUUUUGUUUCCUGAGGCAGCAGUUUAUAGAAAGGUUAAAUAGGUUGUGAAGUUUAUGGAAUUGUUGAGGUAAUUACUUUACCAGAAAGAAACGUAAUAAAAUAAUUUAGGGUAUCAUUGAACAGUGCAGCUUAAUACUACAGAAUACUUUUGUAAGUGCUACACUUUGUUCUUAAAGGAAAGGGUGCUUGGAGUUCAAAGUCAAGAGUCAGAGACCUGUGGGAACUCAUUGUUAUAACAUGGCCUUGUCAGAAAUCUGCUGUUAAACAUUCAGUGGGACUUCACUCUAUCUGUAGUAGGGUUGUAUUUAUAGUAGGAGAAUCAGACUUGAGUUGACUGAGACUCCUUUUCUUUAUUUCCAACUCAGUUCAAGACUUGCAGCGACAAAAGCCAGUCUUCCCAGAGAUGGCUGUGCACUCAGGCCUCACAGAAGACAUAUAUGUUUCCUACGCUAAGAGUUCACAAGCAUUUUAUAUCCAGCUGUCCAAGACAUACGAUCAACUUUUACAUAUGAUGGCUGAACUUUCCAGAGUCAACUCCAGCCUCCCUGAUGAUGUGCAUCCACCAGAUCUUGAUGUUGGUACACCCAUUUGCGCUCUUUUUGCUGAGGAUGAGGAAUGGUACAGAGCAGUUAUUGAAAGCGUACCCUCAGAGUUUGAAGUCGGAGUUCACUUUGUUGAUUAUGGAAACAGUGAUGUGGUUCUUCUGUCAGAUGUCCGACCAUUGGACAAGAAGUUUUUAAAUGUUCCAGUGCAAGCAGUCCAUUGCUGCCUUGAUUCUCAAGUCGAUGCAGACACUUUUCAUCAACAAGUGCAUGGUAGGGAACUAAAGGCAACGUUUAUGUCACUUACAGAAACAAUGCAGUGGCAAGUUAGUUUAUCAGAUAAAGGUGGCAAAUUAAUUGGAGCAAAGACGAAACCAAAGGUACAACAUCCUUACAUUGAUGAAGGACCUAUGCUAGAAGACAACUCAGACACAUGUCAGAUUAGAGAGUUCGCUCAGCUGAAGAUCAAGCCAAAUGUGACAAACACUGUUUAUGUGAGCCACGUGGUGAGCCCAGACGAAUUUUAUGUUCAAUUUGAAUCUGCGCUCGACUCAUUAUCAAUCCUGAGUGAAAAGAUGAGCACUUUUUACUCUAAAAUGCAGCCAUCGGACUUCUUGUUGAAUAAUCCAUGCACUGGGAUGUCCUGCUGUGCACGCUUCAGUGAGGAUGGCAACUGGUACAGAGGGAAAAUUAGGGAAGUUGGUUCUCAUGGGGCACUUGUCCAAUUUAUUGAUUAUGGGAAUUGCGAAGUUGUACCCUUCUACAGCAUUAAGGAUACUGAAAAAGAAUUUAUGCAGUUGCCACAACAAUCCACUCUUUGUGGGCUAGAUGCAACCAAGGAUGUGUGGUCUCCUGAAGAAGUGAAUACUUUAAAGACAGUUGCUCUUGACAAGUGCUUCCAAGCCAAGUUCAUGAUCCGUGAUGGUCCCAAAUGGAGGGUGUGUCUGGAAAGCAGUGGAGUCUCUGUUCUGGACAUGUUCAUGGGAAAAGUUACUGAAGAGUCAAGUAUACAAGUGGGAACCUACGCUCCGCAAAAGCUCUCCUCAAGUCAGGUCGAAGAGGUGUUUGUAAGCUAUGUGACAGAGUCUGGUGACUUCUUUGUUCAGCUGUCCAAAACAUCACCUGAUCUACAGACCAUUGAAAUGCUGGUUAGUGAAACGUACGACCAAAUGGGGCCUACUGAAGAUGCCCUGGAAAUGUGUUUUGUGGAUUCCCCAUGUUGUGCCAAGUUUAGUCAAGAUUUCAAAUGGUACAGGGCACUGGUCACAAGGAUUUUUUCUGAGGCAGAAGUGGAAGUCGUUUUCGUUGAUUAUGGCAACACUGAUAGUCUUAAAGUGGAAGCUGUGAAGCAAAUAAAAUCUGAACUCUUGACAUUCCCAGUGCAAGCAAUCAAGUGCCGCUUGGAGGGGUCCAAAGAGGUUUGGACCGAUAGUGAUGUUCAGCAGUUUGAAGCCAGUGUUAUGGACAAGCCUUUGCAUGUAACGUUUACAAGACAACAAGGUGAUACCUGGUUUGUAACCAUACAAGAACUUGACUUGUUCAGUAGCAAAGUAACUCCAAAAGUGAAGUCUUUCUCUAAGGAGGUGUUUGAUUGUAACAAUCGAGAAGAUGCUUACUUUGUUUGUGCAGAUUCCCCGGACUGUAUUUGGCUGCAACCAGCAAGAACAGGAGAGGCGUUAAUUGCACUGAUGGAUCAGAUUGCUAAUGAUGUGACAGGCCAACAAAUGGACAAAUCUCAGUUGUUGCCAGGAGUGCCUUGUCUAGGGCAAUUUACAGAUAAUGAUGUGUGGCACCGUGCACAAAUUCUAGAUCUACAAGGCAACUCCAGUGUGACUGUUUUCUAUGUCGAUUAUGGAAAUUCUGAGACCCUCACUGUGGAUAGGCUUCAUCCAAUAAGCGACUCUCACCUAAAACUACCAGCGCAAGCAAUUCAUUGUCGCUUGGCAGAUUUAGAAGGAGUGGAUCCCACCAAGGUCACAGAAUACUUGAAUGAGGUUCUUUGCGAAAAAACUUUCAAAGUUGAAGUGCCGGAAAGGCAUGCUGAUGGCUCUUACACAGUUAAACUAUAUGAGGUUGGUUCUGAGCUGUCAGUUAAUGAGCAGGUAGUAGGAGAAUGCCUUGGGGAUACAUCUUUGAUUGAAGAGGUUACACUGGAACAGUUGACUCCACCACAUCCAUCAGCACCUGGCGAAAAGAGAUCAUUUAAGCUUCCAGAAGUCAAGAAGGGAACCAUGUUACCUGUUAGUUUUGUUUCUGCUUUCCUGCCUUCAAAAUUGCAGUUGUUGCUCUCUGAAAGAAUUGAAGAAAGAGACAAGAUAACCAAUCAUGUGACCUCCAUGUAUGAGGCACUUGGUGAGGGCGAGCUCAAGCUUGAAAAUACAGAAGUUGGAGUUCUAUGUUGCGUUCAUUUUUCUCCUGGACAAGGUGAGGCUUCGAAGUGGUACAGAGGGGAAGUAAUAAGCAUUUCUGCUGAUGACACUGCUACUGUGAAGCUAGUAGAUUAUGGAACUCAUGAAAAGAUCCCAAUUUCAGAGCUACGGUUUUUGAAGGAUGAACUCUUAGAAAUGCCAGUUUUUAUCUUGGAAAGUAGUUUAGCAGGUAUACGUCCAAGGUCUCAUGAUGGCCAGUGGUCGCCUGAGUGUUCAAGUGUUUUGGAGUCAUUCUGUCGCUCUAAGGUGCUUACUGCAAACAUUAUAGAAGUAUACAGGGACUUGGUAGAGUUGAUCUUGACUAGUGAUGAUGGCAAAGUGGUGAAUGAAAGUCUGGUUGACUUGGGAUAUGCAGAGGUAUGCAACAUCCAGGAAGAUUUCUCUCUAGAGGAGCGACAGAUCAAGUGGCCAGAAUUGCAGGUUGAACAAUGUUUAGAUGUUUUUAUGAUGGCAGUAAAAGAUUUACAAUCAAUACAACUGCAACUUGCUGACUCAGAGGCUGAGUUGACAAAAAUGAGGGAACAGUUAACGGCAGUGUACUCGUUGUUAGGUGAAGCAGAAGAGGUUAUUGGGAAUCCAAGGGUGGGACAGGUUUGUUGUGCUCAAUUUGCAGAUGACGGAGAGUGGUAUCGAGCUGUAAUAACUUGUGUUUCAGAUACUGGAGUCAAAGUUAAAUUUUUGGAUUAUGGUAACAUGGAUGUGGCUUUGUCAAUCAAGCAACUGAAGGAGGAGUUUUUUAUUUUGCCUGUUCAGUGCUUUGAAUGUAGUCUCGGUGGAAUAAUCCCAGCUCCUGAAUACAGUGACACCGAAACUGCAGCAAAAUUGCUUGAAAUGUAUGAUGGCAAGCAACUCACGGCAGAAAUCACCUUUGUCUCAGGAGAUUCUGUGAUGGUUAAUUUAUUCCAUGAUUCAGGAGAAACAAAACAGUCUGUUGCAGACACUCUUGUUAACCUGAGAUAUGCAGUGCCCCAGCUUAAAUCUAGGGAUGACGCGAAACGGGUUUCAGUGAGUGAUGAGGGCAAAAUAGUGUACAAUUAUCCAAAUUAUGGAGAAGUUCAUACUGUGUGCUUGAUAUCAGUGACUUCACCGAGUGACUUUUGGUGCCAGCUAGAAAAUUUUAAGACUGAGCUUAAGUCCAUGUCAGAAAGGAUUGAACUGUUUUAUUAUGCUCUGGGUGAAAAUGACUUGAGGCUUCACUACCUUCAAGAUGGAGAUGUCUGCUGUGCAAAAUUUGCUGAGGAUGAUAAGUGGUAUAGGUCGCUUGUUGAUAAAGUGUGUUCCGAUGGCCAGGUCAGUGUGCGCUCAGUUGAUUACUCUAAGCAAGAGACUCUUACUCUCGACAGGAUCAAAAAACUUGAAGCAGCGUUUGCUGUACUUCCUGUUCAGGCUGUUAACUGCAGUCUUAGCAGUAUUGAACCCCCUCACAAAUAUUAUGGAGAGGAGUGGAGCAGUGAAGCUGUGGAACGUUUUAAAGAACUUGGCAAAGGAAAAGAACUUAAGAUCAAAGUCAAAGGUCAAGAAGGUAAUAUCGUCUUGGUGGAGCUACUGAAUUCUACAGGUCUGUCUGUCGCUGACCAGCUGGUAUCUGAGCAGCUGGCUGUAGAGAGGAAGUUACCUUUGACCGUGUCCCCUUUGAAAGGCACAGAAAAACAAUUGAAAUCUUUGUCAAUAAGUCAAGUAGAGAAAGCCUUGGAGCAGAGUUCAGAAGAGGAUGUCUUCCUGGAAGCUGAGUCCGGCAUUGAAGGAGUACUGGAGUUAUCAGAGGGGAAAGAAAGCAAUGAAGAAGAAGAGGAAGAAUUUCACGAUAGCUCUGAUCAGUUUACCAGUGAAGAGAAAAGUAAAAGUUCAGCUGCCCUUGAGAAUAAAGAAGGAGUCCUGCAGACAGCUGAGAGCUCUGUAGAAGAUAAAUAUGCUACCCCUCUGGAAGAGGCAGAGGUGCAAGGUAGUGAUAAUCUGCAAAGUAGUGAUGAGCAGCCAGGUGAGUCUUCGGGAGAGGUUAUUGAAGAGAAGCCAGCUGUAACAGCAGAUGAAGAGCAAGAAAGCAGUGCCAGAAAAGAAGCAAAGAGUGAGGCAGAAAUUGUUCUUGGAGAACAAAAAGAAGCAGAAACGGAGGCUCAAAGCAGCGAGGAGAUUAAAGUUUUGGAGCAGGUGGAUUCUAUGGCAAAUGAAGAUGCGCAAAAUGUAAUACCGUUUGGAUCCGCGAAAGCAGAUGACAAGGGUGAAAAAGAACUCAAUGUACAUAAGGCGAAUGAAACUGCUGCUUCUCAGAAUGAGGAAGAAGUUGUAAACACAAGGGAUGUGGAUUUGUCUGAGACAACUCAAGUUGAGGAGAUAGAAACAAACAGUGAGCAGGAACAUGUAACUUGCGCGGUCUCUGUAGAUCAGAGCGAGGAAGAUGUUGGCAAAACAAGUAAUGUGGAUACCUGUGAAACCACCAUAGCUGAGCCACAAGAAACAAAGACUGAGCAAGAACAUGUGACUAGUGCUGUCUCUGAAAAGCAGAUUGUGGAAGAGGUUGGUGAAACAAGUAAUAUGGAUAUUUGUGAAAGAUCUGUAGCUGAGCAUGAAGAAACAAAGACUGAGCAAGAACAUGUGACUGGUUCUGCCUCUGAAGAGAAAGAGGUUGGUGAAACAAGUAAUAUGGAUAUUUAUGAAAGCUCUGUAGCUGAGCAUGAAGAAACAAAGACUGAGCACGAACAUGUGACUAGUUCUGCCUCUGAAAAGCAGAGUGAGGAAGAGGUUGGUGAAAAAAGUAAUAUGGAUAUUUGUGAAAGCUCUGUAGCUGAGCAUGAAGAAACAAAGACUGAGCAAGAACAUGUAACUAGUUUUGCCUCUGAAAAGCAGAGUGAGGAGGAGGUUGGUAAAUCAAGUAAUGUGGAUGUUUGUGAAAGCUCUAUAGGUGAGCAGGUAAGAACCAGCAUUCAGCAAGAAGAGAUAUCUGCUGCUGCCCCUGAAGAGCAGAGCAAGGAAGAGGUUGGUAGAGCGAGUAAUAAGGAUAUCUGUAAAACUACCAUAGCUGAGCAGGAACAUGUAACUUGUGAGGCCUCUGAAGAGCAGAGCGAGGAAGAGGUUUGUAAUUCAAGUAGUAUAUAUACCUGUGAGACCACUGAAGUUGGGGGCUCAGAAACCAAGAUUGAACAGGAGCUUGUAUCUGCUGCUGCUUCUGAUGAACAGGAUGAGAAGGAAUAUCAAGGAGAGGGAGAAACGGACAGUCCUGAGACUGCACUUGGGCAGGUCAAAGCAGAGGCUGAGGGUCCUGUUAGUUUGGAAGAGAAGGGUGAUGGAUUGGGGACAGUACUUGACGGCUCUUUAGUUGCUAAGGAGAAGGAAGACGAACUGAUGGUCGAAGGUUCUGUAAAUAAUAACGAUUCUUCGGUAUCUGAAGACAUAGUUGAUGGAGAAGGCAAUGCAACAUGCAGUAUGGGCGGCCCAAAUAAUAGUGUGACAGAAGAACAAGAAGGCCCCAUGGCAGACGAACACUCGUCUGCUGACAAAAUUGAACAGAAGGAAGAUUGUGAGAAGUUUGCUGAAGAUCAGGAGGGUGUAACUGAAGCGUUCUCGGAAGAAGACUUGACAGGUAGAGUGUAUGCCUGAGACUGGGAUCGAAUGUUAUUGUUAAAAACAAGCCACUUUUGAGGAAGUAAUACGCAUCCACCCAUAUUACAUGGUGCUUCUCAGAUGUGAGUGUUGUUACUGAUUGGUUAUGAUUAAUUUUUUAAAAGCAUUAAUUCUGACCAGUCAAUGCACCACCCAAAUCUGAAUUGUGCUGUCUGGAGUUGACUAACUGUUUGUUUUGGUUUGUUUGUUUGUUUGUUUGUUUUUCUAAAAAACAGUGCAAGUUUGCUUUAGACAUCAACAAUACAGCAGCUUGUCAGCAAAAGCUAACUUGCUAGAUAGUGUUACUGUUAAAUAUAAUUUAGUAGAGUUUGCAACCAAUAGCACCUAAAAUAAACUUACAUGGUCAGCAGAGUCAGGUUAUGGACAUGCAUCAGAACUCUGUUUUUGUUGUGCCCUGCAUUCUUCAGACCUUGAGGUAUGCUGGCAUUGCAGCCUAGUCUAAUGUGGAUUUCAAUCCAUAUGCAGUGCAAAAGUGGUCGCUACUAGUUUUCUUCCAUGACAAGAGUCUUCUGUAUGUGUUAGCGAUUCAAAAUCUACGUAUGAAUUACUUUGGGGAAAACGUGACUGGACUGCUAAAAAAACCUGCUAUUAACAUCGUGUUUUUUUCUCCUUUUUUAACCCUGUGUUAAUGUUCAACUCCUCAUCUCGUAAGAUUUUAUGUACUAACAAUUUCCUUUUCAGUAACACCACCGGAAUUUUAUGGAAGAAUUUUGGUAUCCUCUUUCAUGGGUUGUGCUCUCCAUUACUUCCACUGUGAAGGAGAUACUUGUAUUCAUGUCCAUAACUUUUUCAUAGUGAUAUAUCCAAAUAGUUUAGGUAACCUUACAAUCCGCAGGUUGGCGAAAAACUGAGGCAGUUAAGUUUCAUAGGUAGUAUGAGGGUAAAAAUAAAGAUGAUUGUAAUAAAUUCCCAAGGCGCUGAAGAGCUGAAGCAAUGGUCGAACUUUGUACUCACAAGUUAAUCUUCAAAGAUAGAGAAAAAUUUUUAGGUGCAUUUUAAUUUUUAGUACAUGAAUAAGUUUUCUAUCCCAACAUUUUAAAAGUAAAUAGAUCAUGUAAUUUUAGUUGUUGCCUUGUAGCCAAGGCAACAGCCUGCCAGGAGGGGCUAUUUUGUUUUGUAUAGAGGAAAUGGUUUUGCUUGUUUGUUAUCUAAGGGCAUCUAGGAACGUUAUCACUGACAUUAUCAUUAUUAUUGUUAUUAGUACAUUUCUCUUAAGUGGUCUUUUGGUGGACAAAGACUAUUCAUUUAUUCUGAUAUUAAAAUUUAUUGCUUGAGGCUGAUCAUGGUAUUACGGUCUAAUUAAGCAGAUCAAUCUGACCAAUAAUGAAAAACAUAGUGGUUUAUUAACUUAAAUUUCACAAAAAGUCAGGUCGUUACUUGUUUUGAAAUGUCAUCUGUCGGAUUAAGCUAAUCAACAAUUAGACAUAUUUUAUUUCGUUAAUAAUGGGUUAUGUCAUGCCAGGUGUUAUCAAACAGUUACUGUUAACAGAGGUGGCUAUUUCAUGAGGAGGGAGAAAAGAAAAUACAUGGGGUCUACCCUGAUAUAAAGACAGUCAUUUAAUUGCUGUAUCGUUUGCCUCACUGGCUGCCUUGUUUAGAAUUCAAAUGUUAAAAUUUUAAUGGUGAAAACUAUGAAGACCUCUAGUUUGAUUAGUUACUCACUGUUAUUACCUUUUUUUUUCAAACAGCUAUCACAGGCAGCGCUGAAGAUGGAACAGAAGCAACUGAGGAGAACAAAAGUGACGAAGAGCGGGUAAGUUCGGCCAGUCCUGCGUACAUUCCACCUUCCAGCCCUGCAGUAUUUAUACAACCAGGCGGCGAGGUGCAGUUUACAAAGGAUCAGUCUCCCGGAAAGGAAACUCAGGACAGCUGAUGUAGAAUAGGAAGUAGAGUGACGUAUGCUACAGCUUUAACCUCUUCAUUUCCAUAAGUUGCUAAAGUGAAAAUUCGACUAACCUUUUAAACUUUAUUUUGUUGAAUGCCAAAAAAGAACAAAUAGUAUCAUGUAAAAAGGCUACUAAAGAAAAUUUGAAUAUCAUUCAAACCGCCAUUUUAUUUUACUGUGGGUGGGAACAGGUUAAACGUUUUGUGAAGAAUGAUUAGGCAAGGAAGAUGUGAAUAUCUUUUUAGAUUUGCCGUAGAUCCCAAAACGUUAACCAAAAUAGUUUCCAUGAAAAAAAUUGGUCUAAAACAAGAGAGAUAAAAGUGAUUGCAUAAAAUGUAACAAGUAGAGUAGUGGAGAAAAAUUUAUUUGUAACAGACAGACAGUAAAUCAGGCAGGAUUGAGAGUAUAAACAUCCUUUGUCAAGUUUCACUCAGAAAUAUAUUUUUUCAAUACCAAAAAGCUGAGUGAAUGUCAGGUGAAAUAAAAAAUAGGAAAAUCGCACUUAAUUUAAUUUUCAGGUUUUGACCAGAAGAUGCAGAUUAUCUGCUUUGGUCAAGUUUUUCAUGUUCUACCAUGAAGAACAUGUUUUCUGGGCUUAAAAGUUGACCUAUGUCUCAAUUAUCGAUAUAGGCAACUGUUGUAUAGUUUGGGGGACAAUGAGUCAAAAGAAGAAUGCGGCAGAGCACACGAAGUCUACCAACUUUAAAGCCUAUCCAUUCCAUCAAUGAAAUCAAAAUUAUGUACCUGAUAGGUUGGCAUCUGUGUGUGUCCCAUUUUGUCAUUUUGGAGUGAUCCGUAUCAGCGUAAAGACAGUUACUCCGUUUUAUUUCAUUAUAGAGUGCAAUCAUUACCCUGCUCUCCCAGCGUGGAAGCAGGAGAGGGAAAGUUGAAAAAGUUGAAAUCUGACUCUCAUUCAGGGAGGGUGUUAAUUGUACAGUUAUCUACAUCAGAUUGUCUGGUGAUAUAGUAAUAACACUGGAUACUCUAAAUGAAUAGCUAUCUCUAGUUUCCAAUACAUUUGAAGCAAUUGUAUUUCAAAAUUGAACAGAGAAACGGUAUUUUGUCUGAGAAAAAUCACUCUGUUGGGCAAAUCAUUUCGAUUUGAUGGAUUGGAAUGGAUAAGCCAUGAAACGAUUGGGCUCCCUCGAUCAAAGUAUCAGGGAGCUUAAAAUAAUCUUAUAAUUAACUUUUACUUGCUUCUGAACGGUAAUGCACAGGGACGUGAGGAUUUUAAAACACUGAGUGACAUUAAAAGCUUAAUAUUUCAGGAUCAAAUUAAGAGUGAUUCAUUGAAAUUUAGUUUGACGUGUAAUAUUUUAAGUGAGUGUUUAGAUAGUCGUAAUGCUCUUAAAGUUUGAACUUGGAGAACAGAAUUUCAAAAUGAAUGUGUUUACAGUUCUCUUAACUGUUGGGAAAGGUGUUCUGUUUCACAAGGUUCGAAGUGACCUUUCAUUCAAAAAGUAUAAUUGAUUAGAACAAAUAAAAGUAGUGCAAUUUGACAUAAGAAUACUAAUAGUUUCCUAGUGAUUAAUCAUGUACACUACAGUAUGCUGUGGCUAAUGGCUUUUCAUGUUAUUUGAACAUUUGCUUUUUCUAAUUUGCCAUGCUUAGCUGUAAUCGUUGACGAUAGAAUAAAACAAUAAAAGGUAAAAUUAAUGUACAACUAAUUUUUGUUGGUUGGUUUUUGGUUGUAUCCUAAAGUUAACUCCUGCUAGUCUUAAUGUGGUUGCGUUAUACUAAUUCCGAGUAAGAUCUUUUGUUCGAGGCCUCGCUGCGGCACGGAGAGCCUUUUCCUUACUUGACUGUCCUAUGCAAGUACAUUUGGAAUUUGAAGUAAUUUGUAUGGUCAAGUAAUGGCUGAGAAAGACAAAUGUCGCUGAUCAUUGCCCAUUCAUUUUAAAGAACUUUAUACUUAUGCUUUAAAUUCACAAUAAAAAAUAUCUUGAAACAUAGAGGCGUGCACCACCGGUAUCCUGCAAAUCCUUAUAGUGAAGGGUUGUGUAUUGUUUGCAGAGGUUCGAAGUUUUCAGUACAGUAUUCUUUAUAAAAUUAUGAUAUAAUAUUGACAUAACUACUGACAACUUAUGAAAAUUAAAUAUUUGUCUUGACCUUACAGCAGCGUGGGUCUCUUUGACCUUGCUCAUAGUUUUCUAAAAUUAACCCAAACCUUUUUCUCUUGGGCUGCAGCUAUGUAUCAAAAUAAUACCUUGACGAAACUUACAGUCGUAUCAGAAAAGCCAUUUUGAUUUGGGGUCUACUCUUCACAAAAGGAAGCGUGGUUAACUGCAGUGUGUUCCCUUUCUUCACUUUGUUGAUAACCCUGCCAAUAAUUCACUUCCAUCCUUGAAAUCAUACACUCUAUCCUCAAACUGCCCUGAUGAAUUGUACUUAACUUCUAUCAUUUUAAUCUUGCUAUUUGUUUCCGCAAACCACUCUGAUGAAUUGUAAUGUAAUCCCAACCUUGCAGUCCUGCAACCAGUCACUUGUCCAUCCAAGUUACUGCAGACUUGCCCUUAUCCCCAAACUACUACUUUGAUUUCCUAUCGUGCUUUCCCUUUCUUGCAGUCAUGUGAAGUACUAAAAUGACCUUAAUAAACUCUACCACAGUCCCAUCCUUUAAGUCAUGCAAUUUAAGCAAAGCUACCUUCAUGAAAUGUAAGGCAGUCCUGUCCUCACAAUCUUACUAUUUUCCCUCAAACAACCUGGUAAAAUGUCUUUGGUCCCAUGUUAAACUUUGUCUUGCAUCUUUUCACCCUAUAUAUGCAGUCCUAGCCUAACCUGACUCCUGUUCUUUAUGACCAACUGUGAUUAACUAAAAGGCUGUCCUUCUUACAAUCCUACAAUUUCUUAUCAAACCACUUUGAUGAACUGUGAGUAGUGAAGUCUGAUUCUUCUAAUCUUGUUAACAAUCGUUUGAAUAACUGUAAUACAGUUCCACUCUUGUAAUCAAGUACUUAUUCACUGAACUAAAAUGAAUUGUAGUGCACUGACAUCUUGCAAUCCUAUAAUUUCUCAUCCAACUACUUUGAUCAACUGUAAUUCAACCCUUUAUGACCAAAUUACUUUGAACAACUAUUAGUCCCAUUCUUGCGAUUAAGUACUUAUUCACCAAACUACUUGAGUGAAUUGUAGUGCACCGAUAUCUUGCAAUCCCGCAAUUUCUCACUUAAAUACUUUGAUGAACUAUCAUGCCAUUCCAUUCUUGCAAUCCUGCAAUUUCUCAUCGGACUUCUUUGAUGAACUAGAAAUGCUGGCGGAUUCUCUUAAUCCUGUAAUUUAUCAUCAGACUUCUUGGAUGUACUGUCAUGUCACCCCAUUCCUGCCAUCCUGCAAUGUCUCAUUGAACAAAUUUAAUGAACUGUAAUCCUAUCCAGUUCUUCUAGUCCUGUAAUUUAUCACCAAACUACGUCAAGGAACUGUUAUGCAAUCACAUUCUUACAAUCCUGCAAUUUCCCACCAUAUUAUGCAGUCCUCUUUCAAUCCUGCAAUCUCUCAUUCAACCUCUGAUGAACUUAAUUUGGUGCAGUCGCAUCCUUGCAAAACUGCAAUUUCUCACUAUUUCUACUUUGAUAAAGUGUAAUGCCAUCCCAUUCUUGUAAUCCUGUAAUUUUCAUAUUCAACUACUUUGAUGAACUGUUGAUAAGUCUGAUUCUUUCAAUCCUGUAAUUUAUCAACUACUUUGAUCAACUGUAAUGCAGUCCCAUCUAAUGCAAUCAAGUACUUAAUAUUCACCAAACUACUGAAAUGAGUUUUAGUGCACUGACACCCUCACAAUCCUGCAAUUUCUCACUAGGCUACUUUCAUUAACUGUCAUGCCAUCCCAUUCUUGCAAUCCUGCAAUUUCUCAUCAUCUGUUUUGAUGAACUGUGAUGCAGUCCAAUUCUUUCAAUCUUCUCUCGGCAGCUUUUUUGGAUGGACCGUUAUGCAGUCCCAUCUUGCGGCUUGCACUUAUUUAUCAAACUACUGUUAAUGAGUGAACUGUAGUACAGUCACAUCCUAGCAAUCCUGCUAUUUCUAACUGAACAUUUUUUGAUAUACUGUAUUGCCAUCCAAUUCUUUCAAUCCUGUAAUUCAUUACCAAACUAUUUUGAUGAACUGUCAAUCAGUCAAUCGUGCAAUUUCUCACUAAUUUCUACCUUGAUAAACUGUAAUGCAGUCAUAUUCUUUCAAUCUUGCAAUUUCUCACUAAACCUCUGAUGAACUGUGGGGCAGUCACAUCCUUGCAACCCUACAAUGUCUCACCAAACUACUUUGAUGAACUGUAAUAUGGAGCCCUGAUCUUGCAAUCCUGCAAUUUCUCACUAAAUUACUCAACUGUUAUGCUGGCACAUUCGUGCAACCCUGCAAUUUCCCACCAAACUACUUUUACACUUUUGUUAUUUGUCACUUGCAUAUUUUGAGGGACUGUUAUGAAUUCCUACAGUUUCUCACCACCAUACUUUGUUAAAUGGUAAUGCAGUGCCAUCCUUUCAAAAAUUUUGCACUUUUUCCCCAAAAUGUUAUGCAGUCUCCACUUUGUAGUUCUUUAAUAUCACUCCAAACUACUUUCAAUUUAUUGAUGAAUUAUGAUUAACUUUUGAUCACAACACAACCUAAAGGACCAUGUUUUUUUUGGAACUUGUUCAUAGAAGAAAGUCCAGACCCAUUUUAGCAGGCAUUAACAUAAAAAUAAACCAUUUUGAUACAGGCAGUUAAUGUAGUGAUGCCAAAUAUGAAGCUCGGAUUUUCAAAACCCCAAUAAAUUUUUUUACCUUUCUACUGAAAAAACUGCACCACACUCCAAAACAAACAAUAUGUGACUACAUACUGACAAUAGCCUUCACGAACAUUGAUAUAUGUUGAAUUACGCUUAAAAAUUCAGAUGAGUUAAGAUGGUUCAAACAUUGCAUUUCACCUGGGCCAAAUUUAAUUGCUAUAGUGAUGGAGGAAAAUCUUUUGACUGUUUUUCCCCAAAAUGCAAUGUUUGAACCCAGCUUAAGGGAAAGUGUUCGAUGACAAAAAAGAAAAGAAGAAACAAGUACAUUUAAUGGCAUUUAAUGAUUUUAUUUUUCAUCUUUUCAAACAACAGUUCAAAGUAAAUUUCUCUCUCUUUCUUCUCAAGUAGAUAGAAAAUAAUUAUUUAAAAAAAUGUGCAUGAAGAGUUCUAUUUUGGUAACUUGGACAAAUAUAUUCUUUCUGCAGCCACAACAACCAAACCUGCAAGAGACCAACAAACAAACUUCAGUCAAGGAAGAAACUGCUAGGGUCUUCCUUGAUGAAAUCUUGAGUGAAGUUUGUGGGGAUGAUGAUAAGCCACAAAGGGAACAGUUAGGAAAAGAAGAAGGUAGGGUUACUUUUUUCAAAGAACAUUUGAAAAAUGUUUGGGUGCUUUAGUGGAGGAAAUGUCACAACUUCCAUAUUUUAUUUUGUUGUACUGCACUAUCAAUAAUUAUUACUUCCUGUGCUGUUAGAUCAUUGGCUUGACUUGUGCAGUUUUCAAAUUUUGUCACUCUUAUAGCUAUAGAGGUAACUGUUGAGGCCAUUCCGACAAUCACAAUAGUAUUGUGAUAGUAAUGUGAUUGCAGCGGUGAGUUAAGUGCUGUAGCUGUUCUGCCAGUUGUCAGAAGAAAUCAUCAAUGAAGGAGGAAUAUAACAAGCUGCCAUCUUGAGCUCAGACAAGAGCAAUGUGUAUUAAUAAUUACAACUGGGGCCUGUUUAGUUCCAUCACAAAUACUAGUGGUGGGAGGGUGGGGGUGAUUGGGGGAUAAAGGAACAAAUGACUGUUAUUCCCCUCCCUACUCCUCAGCUUUCCCCCACUUUUUUCACCCAUUCCCCUUACAGCUUUAUAGUAACUGGAACUGGCCAGCUGUCAUCAAGACAACCCUGUUCAAUGAGAAACUAAAAACUUAAUUGCUUAUUUUAUAGGAAUAUUAUUUGUAACUACCUGUAUCUGAAGCACCGGAAAGGUCAAACAACUUUCUAGUUUUGAUCUAGAACAUUAUUUCUUCAUAGGUGCACGAAACACCACCACCACUGCAAAUGAAGAAAAACCAGCUGCUAAAUUGGGGUCUGAAGCUGAACUGUGUGUUGAUGUUGAUGACAGUGUGUUGUCUGACGAGGCCUUGGAGAAACUGGAUAAAGAGCUUGAAAAAGCAGAAGGAAACAAACCUGAAGUCAGCUGCUCUGGUGCUGCUAUAACUGUGAAUGGUAUCAUGAAUCAUGAAUAACAAGGAAUGCCAUCAAGUGA
Molecule: messenger RNA, 30584 nt
Organism: Porites evermanni
Lineage: Eukaryota; Metazoa; Cnidaria; Anthozoa; Scleractinia; Poritidae
Source: the annotation of a GenBank genome assembly